AUGUCUCCUGUAACCGUCCUCGCUCUGGCACUCCUAGCAGGCUUAGCUUCUUCUGCACCAAAUCGCAUAGUUGGCGGCUGGGAAACAACAAUAGAAGAGUGGCCAUUUAUUGUCCAAAGCGAUUCCUUUAGUCUAUGGUCAGGCUUCUGGUCCCAAUCAUGUGCUGCUAACAUCCUAAAUACCAAAUUCGUUUUGUCUGCUGCUCAUUGUUACGAGGGCUCGCCUACAAAUCGUCGGAUCCGUGCCGGCAGUGCCUCCCGUAACAUCGGCGGUACACUCCAUCAGGUAGAUUGGUACCUGAACCACCCUUCUUAUGGACAAGGAUUAGGACUUGAUGGUGACAUCAGCAUUGUGAAGCUCGUAACUCCGUUAGUGUACAGUUCCUCCGUUGCUCAGGCUACCAUACCCAUCCAAGAUUCAAAAGUUCCCGAUGGUUCUGCUGUCAAACAUGCCGGCUGGGGUACCACAUCGCAAGGAGGCGUUACUAACCCUGAACUCCUAGAGACUGAAAUCUACGUAGUCAAUAAUAAACUCUGCAGAGAAAUCUACGCAGGCUCUGGAUUUGUCUCCGAAAAUAUGAUCUGUGCGAUGUACCCGCAAGGUGGUCGUGAUGCGUGUCAGGCUAAAAACGCUGUGGGCGAGGCUGUAAGCGACCUCGGCGGUGUUUUUUCUUACAGAAUACCAAUUAUUGUCAAAUUGUAUGGACUAAUGUCAAUUAGCACACCGCCGAGUAGUUCUACUCAUAUCCGUCACAGCCUUGAGCGCUAG
Molecule: messenger RNA, 768 nt
Organism: Arctia plantaginis
Lineage: Eukaryota; Metazoa; Arthropoda; Insecta; Lepidoptera; Erebidae
Source: the annotation of a GenBank genome assembly